GAUUUAUAAAGAAAUGAAGAGAAACAACAGUUCCUUUGGGUAAUAAGAAACUGUUUACCACAUUUCAAAACCAAAUUCAAUGUAAGAAAUAAAUUGUAAGAAACUUAAAUACAUAAGCAUCAAUCUGCAUAAGUUAGGGUUAUUAAUAGAAUAGUUCAUUAAAUUAGUUAUAUGCAAAUAGGUUCCUAGGCGAAUGGAACGAGGAUAUGUAUACAGUUACAAGAAAAUACGUACCCACUUACACUAAUGGUUUAAAUUUAUAUACUACAUAUUGUUCACCAUAGAAUCCGAUUGCUACUAUUGUGAUCAUACAUGGCUAUGGGGAUCAUUCAGGGAGAUAUUUCCAUGUAUUAUAUCCUACUAAUGUGAUUAGGUUGCUGAUGAGUAUGCUAAAUUAGGCUUUUAGGUUAUUCUCUAUGAUUAAAGAGGAUUCGGAAAUUCUGGAGGCAUUAGAAGUCAUGGCCAUAUCAAAUAGAUGCACCAAGAUCUAGAAUGCAUCCUAAUGACUAUAGAACGAUCCUAACCAAUCUUCUUGCAAUGCUAAUCAUUGGGAGCUGCAGUUGGUUUAAGUUUUUGUAUUUCGAAUCCCUCCUUGAUUCUUUAAGGAGUCAUUGUUGUUAACCCAUAUCUAAAAUUUGCUUAGAAAUACGGAAUCCUCAAGAAGAUGCUACUAACCUUGAUGAAUAAGAUGAUUCCAGUAAAAUAAAAAUAAAUCAUAGGGAUUGAUGGUCAAUUCCUAUAUAGAUUUCGGGCAUUGUAGUAAAAAUAACAAUGUCAUAAAAUCAGUAGCUGAGGAUAGUUUAGUCCAGCCAUUUAUGAGUAUUGGAAUGGCUUAUAACAUUUUAUAAUUAGAAUAGUAUAUAUUGCCUAAUGUACAAUUGUAAAGAAUUGCUCAAUACUAUUUAGAUUUGCUUAACCGCUCUUAAUUUUGUAUGGCAAAGAGGACAAAGUGGCUAGUCAUAUGAAUUCGGUUGAGCUUUAUCGACUUGCCGGAUCAAAGGAUAAAACCUUAAAGUUAUUCGAUAAAGGAUUUCAUGAAUUAUUGAAUGAUGUUGAAUUUGAGAGAGUCAAAAACCUAAUAACUACCUGGUGUCAGAAAUAGAUCAACAAAGAUAAAAGAAUAAGUAUUCUCUAUAUCAAUUUAUGCUAAGGUUAUUUUAGGGAGUUGAAUCAUGGCUUAGUAGCAAAACACAAUAAUAGUACAAAAAUGAUCCUUGUGUAAUGGAUAUUGAUAUAUUUUAUGUUGAGAAAGUAUUAUCUUACCUUAAAAUUAGUAAAAUGAAAAACUUAGGAGGACUAGCACGAUUUGUUUGUAUAUUAGCUUUAAUGAUUGCCUCAUUAAUUGUACAUAUUAGGUGGUGA
Messenger RNA from Paramecium octaurelia, 1362 nucleotides. The record is from the annotation of a GenBank genome assembly. Lineage: Eukaryota; Ciliophora; Oligohymenophorea; Peniculida; Parameciidae.